AAUUGUUUAUGAUUUACUUACCUAUGAUUUUUAUAGUUAAAACAACCUUUUACGAAAUAUAAGCAGACCUUAAAAUACCUUAAAAUACUGUGAAACUUUAUAACCAAAUACCUACAUACCUGCACAAACAUGGUCACCAAAACCAGGAAACCGUCAAAAAAACCUGCCUUCGGUACAAGCUCUAAGCGAUUUAACAGAGCUCCUCUUCACCCACUCAUGGAUACCAGCGGUCUCUACUCCGUGCGGCCGCGUGGAUGUGACCCUUGUCUCUACCACCCUAAGGACCGCCGUGAAAUGUGCAAAGCCCACCAGUCUACCACCAAGCAGGAUGUAUGGACAUAUAAGAAGGAUCUGGAGCAGUGGUCAAAGAAUUUGGGAUACCGUAAUGAGAGCAUACUAGCCCAGCGUCGGUGGUGGCGCUCCGUGCUGGGUCCGGCGUGGCACGACGUUCGCGAGCCUAAGUGUGAGCCCGCGGCGUGCCAGAAUCUGGGGUUCGGACGCACUCGCCGCUUCCAGCCCGCGAGCACCACUGCUGGCCCUCCCCCGGGCACGUAUUACAAGGAGAACCCGUACCACCCUCCCUACGGGCCGCACUCUUCGCGGCCGAGCUUCCUGCGCGGAGACCCGUGCCGGUUCCGCGAGCACGCGCCCGGCUUCCGGCUCGCCCCGAACCGGUACAGCCCCGUCGACCAGGACUCUAUCGCCAAGCGAUUGGUGUCGCUCCGAGGGCCGUACGACCUGUUCACCGGGCCGCGGGACCAACCAAUGCGGAACCACUUUUAUAAAGCGCCCUCGUGCUCUUCAGGCUGGCCUGUGGCUUUACCGGGUUGUAUGGAGGAUUUGAAGAAGAGCAAGUUGGGGGUGAUGAAUAAGUCGGGUCGGGAGGAGCGGCGGCGGGUGGUGACGCCGGGGCCGGCCGACACAGUGGUCCCGUCGGCCGAGGUGACCCAGAACAGACACGGGUUCAACAGCUCGGCGGAGCGGGGCGGCGGGCGCGCGCGCGCGGGGCCGGGCGUGGGCCGCUACACGCCGCGCCCGCGCGGGUGUGGCGUGCCGGGCCACGGACACAGACACGUGUUCCUCAGCAAGGUCAAGCGGACUAUUGGCGCCGUCAUCCCUGCACCUAUGAAUACUUUCUAACAUGUGGUGAGUUUUGCUGUGAAUUUUAUAGCCCUCUCUUUAUUACAGACUUUUACUAUUACCAGUUGCGAUCGUAAAAAUAAUUAUUUAAUUUUAAAAAAAGUGAUUAUUU
This is a messenger RNA of Plutella xylostella (diamondback moth), 1252 nucleotides long. RefSeq lists its product as uncharacterized. The record is from RefSeq and is a predicted model, not a curated record. NCBI's taxonomy places the organism in Eukaryota, Metazoa, Arthropoda, Insecta, Lepidoptera, Plutellidae.